Molecule: messenger RNA, 795 nt
Organism: Bactrocera neohumeralis
Lineage: Eukaryota; Metazoa; Arthropoda; Insecta; Diptera; Tephritidae
Exons: 1
Coding region: 1-795 (264 amino acids)
Source: RefSeq, a predicted model, not a curated record
AUGGAUGCGUCUGAGGACUGCUGCGUCGAGUUCUACCACGACGUUGGGCAGCUUUACCCCGUGUGCUCCACCGACGCACAGAUGGUGCAGCCGCUUCACCGCGAGGCAGGGUGGCGAAGUCGCGAAGAAAAGGAGUGGUUCGCGUGCCCCGCAACAAAGGAUGCCGUGUCACGCGCCUUGAGCGACAACGACUAUUGCAGCUCGCUACCGCCUCCAGAGGAAGGGUGCGCUGGCUCUCUGUCCAGGAGUGAGGCGCCGAGCUCUGCGGAGUCGCUUUCCUUCUCCUGGGACGAACUGCAGAGCAUUCGGCAGUUGAUGGGCGCCGUGUCUAAAACCACGGCCGCACAACUGCUGGAAAGCUUCUCCUCCACGGGUCAGGAUCUCUCCGCGAGGAGCGUGCAGCAGCAGCGUGCCAAGGACCAACUCUUGCGCAAGCGAAACCGUGUCCGAACCGUAGGAGACGCGCGACCUGCGCGUCCGUCGGCAUCCCCGUCGGAAAACGGCCCCGUCGCGCAAGCGGCGUCGUCGCCACCGCGAACGCGACACCGGCCUGUGAGAGAGUACCGCGCGACCGCGCACAGUCGUGCGUUGAGCAAAGAUGACGCAGCCCAUGACGAUGACGAGGAUUCAUGGAUGGCCGCGACGGUCCAAGGAUCGUCAGACCGUGCGAGUGGCGGAAGGGGAAAGCAGGGCGAGCGGACAGUGGCUGAGGAGUGCGAAGGGCCCGUGUCAAGUAAGCUUGUGCAGGCCGCCGAUCCCGAGAUCCUCGAGGUGAUCCGUGCCGAGGUUUUUUGA